Molecule: messenger RNA, 1218 nt
Organism: Toxorhynchites rutilus septentrionalis
Lineage: Eukaryota; Metazoa; Arthropoda; Insecta; Diptera; Culicidae
Gene: holn1
Product: CD2 antigen cytoplasmic tail-binding protein 2 homolog
Exons: 2
Coding region: 137-1177 (346 amino acids)
Cellular component (GO): U5 snRNP
Molecular function (GO): protein binding
Source: RefSeq, a predicted model, not a curated record
CAUCAUCCCUUGCGCAAAUGUCAACUCUGACCGAAUGUUUAUUUUCAAUUGUGCAUGUUUUGCUUUAGUGUCUGAAGUUGAUUUUUCGAUCGGCAAAUUUUUCAACAAACGAAUAUAAGUGCGGUACGGAGGAGCAAUGUCGAAACGUACCGCUACAGUGGUCGCCGAGGAGGACAACUACCUGGACGAUCUGGUGCAGGACCAGCAGAGUAAUCGGCCGUCCACCAGCAAACACACGCUCGAUUCCGAUGAGGACGACAGCGGCGAAGACGAAGCUCAGUACAAUGUUCUGAAUGAUAACGAAAUCGAGGGAGAAGAGGAAGGUAUCGCCAGAGUGGACGGUGAGAUGAAGUUCACUCCUUUCAACAUGAAAGAGGAGAUGGAGGAGGGACACUUCGAUGCGGAUGGGCAUUACUUGUGGAAGAAGGGAGCCGAGAUUCGCGACAAUUGGCUGGAUAACAUUGAUUGGGUGAAGAUCAAAAACGAUCCCGAUUACAAGGAUAAAAAAGGUGAAGGUGAAGUCAGAGGGCUGGGUGAAUCGGACUCGGAGGACGAGGAAGAUGAAAAGAGCAAACGGGUUGACUCGUGUACAAUUUAUCGAAACAUUCUGGAGAUGAUGGAACCAAAGGAAACGAUCAAGAAAGCGCUCCAGAGGAUUGGCAAAAAGAACGCCAAAUUAACCACGGCUCAGCGCUGGAAGAUGAAGAAGGCUGGCACAUUGGACGAUUCAAGCGAGAAAGUUACUCGAUUGACUGAACUUGCAAAUGAGAUACUCACUCGGGAGGGUAAUAUGGACAUUUACGAGGAAACGUAUGAAAUGGUUCAAAAGAAGAUAACCGAGGGAUCCGCUGCUACGAAAGAUGAAUUGGAUAUGUAUGCGGAUGAUUUUGACCACAAGGAGAAAGGAAAGCUGAAGGAAGUUAGAUUUGAUGAAGCUUCCGAUGCGAAACCAUCCACCUCGAGAGUCCGAGAGGAGAAUGACGACAGUUCUGUUCUGAUGUGGGAAUAUAAAGAGCAGCAGGAUGGUACGGAAAUUCACGGUCCAUUUACCACCGAACAAAUGCAUAAAUAUGCGGAAGAAGGUCGGUUUAAGAAUGGAGCAUUUGUUAGGAAAGUAGGUAACACUGACACACGAUUCUAUUCCGCGGCGAGGAUCGAUUUUGAACUGUACUUGUAAAAGAAUAAAUUAAAUAAUAAAUUGAAAAGUAAAGUUAUUGU